AUGAAUAAGGACUUAAUCGACCAGGUAUUAUCUAUGCUAUACGAGUAUCUAAGCGGUAUUGAUAUUUUGGUAGUAAGUACUAGCUUAGCUAGCCUGGGUUUUGCUAUUAAAGCCUACCGCAAGGGGCACAAUAUUAAGAUCCUUGAGCGUAGACACAAACGACUACGGUAUGUCUUCCCUUUUGUUGAUGAUCUUGCAGGAGAUUUCAUAACUAUUCAAUCCUCCGCCCUUCGUACCCCCGAAAACUGGCCAGGAUUCCUUGAGUACUGCUCAGCCUUCCACUUUAGAAAAGCUGGUACUAUCUGUACUUAUGAUGGAACGGUCCUGGGCACUGUUGAGUAUCCUCUUACUAUCAGUCGUGCGAAGCAAGUGGCGAGAAAGCCAUAUGUAGUAAAUGAGUAA
Molecule: messenger RNA, 402 nt
Organism: Clonostachys rhizophaga
Lineage: Eukaryota; Fungi; Ascomycota; Sordariomycetes; Hypocreales; Bionectriaceae
Source: the annotation of a GenBank genome assembly